AUGAUGCCGCCGCUGGUGGCGACCCAGUCCCCGAAGACACCGCCGAGUGCGGCGAACAACAUGUUCUCGCAGCCGCCUUGCGUGGCGACCUUCCCGUACAAGAUCUUCCUGACCAUGAUCGUGGAGCCGCUGCCGCUGCCCACCCCGACUGGGCUGUCCCAGGCGCCAAGUUUUUGCGACGCUCGGACAUCAUCCAGAUCAGCGGCUGCAGCUGGUCACAUCAUAGCCUGGCGAAUGAAUUGGUUUGCACCGCAGCGGAGCUUCAGCAUGGUGUUCUGCAUGAUGUUGCACGGGCCGUCCUGCCGCCUGGAGUGGCUGCUGCUGUUCCCCACGACCUCCCCGAAGUACAUGCACGUGAUGUUGAUUUCGACCACGCAUGGGGGACCUGCUGGGACUACGUACGCAAGGAAUGGCACGGAUCGGCUGCAGCAGCCCAUCCCUCACAACCCGAAGCAGCUCUGCAUGAUGAUGCACGCGCGCUUCUGCCGCCUGGUGUGUGGCUGCCGCUGCUCAUGA
Molecule: messenger RNA, 516 nt
Organism: Prorocentrum cordatum
Lineage: Eukaryota; Dinophyceae; Prorocentrales; Prorocentraceae
Source: the annotation of a GenBank genome assembly